This is a messenger RNA of Bactrocera latifrons, 2302 nucleotides long. RefSeq lists its product as uncharacterized. The record is from RefSeq and is a predicted model, not a curated record. NCBI's taxonomy places the organism in Eukaryota, Metazoa, Arthropoda, Insecta, Diptera, Tephritidae. The transcript has 5 exons. Gene Ontology annotation, cellular component: pericentriolar material; ciliary basal body; centriole. Gene Ontology annotation, molecular function: gamma-tubulin binding. Gene Ontology annotation, biological process: microtubule nucleation; mitotic cell cycle. Bases 100 to 2007 code for a protein of 635 amino acids.
UCUGAAAUCAACAUAAAUGUUUGAAAUUGAAAUUUAGUUGGUGUUCCUGCUGCAUAAAAUUGUAUUUUCUUAAAGGCCACACUUAAAUAAUCUCGAGAAAUGUAUUUAAUAUCAACGGGGAAGACUACUGUGCUUUCGGAUUUUAUUAAUUUAGAUACAAAAUCUAUUUAUCAGCAUGCAAAUGGAGAAACAACGGAUUUUCAGUUUUACGCCCGACAGCGUAUUUUCCUGGAGGUGAACAAAAAGUCAGGUCUGGAAAUUAUGCGAAUUAAGGAUAAAGGCAAUAACAAUUUAAAUAUUCAACGAGUACGCAAACUAAAUAUCGGAAAUGUCUACAGUGCCGCUUGCGCAAAACAAUCGAUGGAAGAAAUGGCUUUUGGUGGAGUAAAUGGGCAAGUUAGCAUAUACAAUUAUAAAAACUCUGAGCUGAUACAUCGGUUUAAAGCCGAUAAUAAUCGUAAUAGCGUUUUGUAUUUGGAUUACAAUGGUACGGAUGAGUAUAUAUCUUCUGUGUUUGAAAAUGGCCAAAUCAAUAUAUACGGAACCAAAACAAAGACUAAAAUCGAUAGCGUAAACAUAGAUGGCAACUCUACUUUGGCUCGCUUUCACCCUACCAAACGUUUCCAAUUUUCUAUAGCAUCAUUUAAGGGCGCUGUAACAGUUUAUGAUUUGCAAACUAAACGCAAAAUAUUUAAUUUAAAUGAUGCACACGCUUCGCCCUGUCGCGAUUUAUGCAUGUCCGCUGCAACACCUGAUUCUCUAAUAAGCGUCGGCUACGAUUGUAUUGUUAAUGUGUUCGACACGCGACGUAGAACACCACAAAUGAAACUAAAUCAUCCUCAUCCCCUGUCAACGGUGGCAAUGAGUGGUUGUGGCACAUACUUUUGUGUGGGAAAUUUAAAGGGUGAAUUGAUUUCAUAUGAUAUACGGAGUGUUAAAAAAUGCUUAGCAACCAAAAAAGUGCAUGAUUGUUCUGUUACAAGGCUGUCAUUUGUGCCGCUAUCUGAAGAUGACGGAAGUACUACUUCAAGUUUCAGCGGUAUAAUAGCUAACAAUACUGACAGUCCAACGGAAUAUCUUGGCGAACAACAAAAAUCAACCGCAACAAUGCGACAACGCGACUCCUUUUGUGAUUUCCUAGAUUUUCAGUCGAAUAAAUUAGAUCGCAUGUCGGCUCGUUUCACGAUGCGACGUGACAGUUUUGAUUGGGAUACACUUGGACGGAAACCAAAAACCGAGGAUACCACCCCAACCUCAGCGAAACUUAAUGGGAGCAGUGAAAACCUUAAUGAAUCUGCUGAAAAAUCGACUGAAAAUAUUUCCAAUGGAAAAUUAAAUAUGAGUUUCGAUUAUGUUAAUACACGGCGUAAGAACUUGGAGGACGGUAAAAAACAAUUUACGACUCCAUUACGCGACCGGAAUAGUAUAUCGAAACUGGUUACUAAUUUGAAACAAAUUGAAGAAGAGGAAUCCUCUCACAUACUACAUCAAAACAAUGUUAGCAAUAAUAGUGACAAAGAGAAUCCAUCAAAUGCGGAAAUGCAUUUCGACACCCACGGUCAACUGGAUAAACCGUUAAAUGCGUACAGUAGCACUCCGAUAGAUAGCAUAAAAGUUAAGAAAGUAGAUCAAAUAAAAUCAGAGGUAAUCAACGAAAAUAAUAAUGUGGAAGCUGUAAAUACUACAGAAAAUAAUCAUUUAGAGGAGGUGAAUAUUACUGCCACACCAGGCGAUAUUUUAAAGCACAUCACAGAUUUGCGCUUGGAAAUGAAUACACGGUUUCAAAAACUAGAAUCGGAAAUAAAAUUUAAUGCUGAGCAAAAUAAGUGGCAAAUCUUUACGCAAAUGGCUGACAUUUGGGCACGACAAAUGAACACUAGUGAAGAUAUACGUGAUGCACUGAGCUAUCUGCUGCAAACUGAUCCUUUUGUCAACGAAUUUUUGCGUUUGAAAGAUGAAAACGAAUUACUGAAAGCACAGCUCCAGCAAAUCAUGGAGAAAAAGUAGGUAAAUGACUUUGUUAUAGGCAACUCUUCGUUUAAAAUAAUUAAUUAAAAAUAUUUUAAAUAUAAUGUAGUGAAUUAAGUAAACGCACUGAGUAGAAACUUAUUAAAACGAAAUUGUAUUUCAUUUAUUGCAUAAUUCCACGAAAAAAGACUUUAUGCUGCCAAACAGAAAUCAUACACAUAGAAAUAAGGAUUAACUGAAAAAUAAUUAAAUGAUUAACAUAAUUGUAUACUUUAUUAGUGCAAAUAUAAAGUUUUGCCAGUUAAUAAAUGGAGUUUUAAAAAAUUACCUCAAA